UACAUUUUUUUCCCGCUACUGUUCGUAAGCAGUAGUGUCGAAAAUUGUAUUUAGGAGUUAUCAAUUAAUGUAAUAUCAAUUUUCUUUUUGAACAAAAUGGUCAGCCCUGACAAUAGUUUUUCACCAACCAAUCUUUUCCAUUAUGCAGAAAUGCUACUUAAAGAAUCUAAGCUUCGAGAAGCGAGUAUACAGCAUAACGCCAACAACUACAGCUGGUUGUCAUCCAGAACUGGUCAGCAUGAGGACUGGAAGACUAAUAAAGAACUCGAUGGGCUUAAGCCGAUGAUACAUAAGCUAUCAUCGGAAGAUUGCGCCAAAAUCGCUGUCAAACUCGACAGCAUGACAGAAGAAGUCGAAUUAUCCUCAACAGCCAUACUGAGUAUAUUUAGAAAACUUCUAGAAGAACAGACCAACACACAGCUAAUGGACAAGAACGUAAUAAAAGCUAAGGAAAGAGGAAUCAAGAAGAAUCGUGUCAAUAAAGUUCAUCCGGUUUUAAUACCUGAUGGGAGGCAGCCUACAGUCUCAUUCAUAUUGUACACAUAGAAGAACAAACUGUUUUUUUAAAUAA
This is a messenger RNA of Helicoverpa armigera (cotton bollworm), 571 nucleotides long. RefSeq lists its product as uncharacterized. The coding region runs from base 97 to 546 and encodes 149 amino acids. Lineage: Eukaryota; Metazoa; Arthropoda; Insecta; Lepidoptera; Noctuidae. The record is from RefSeq and is a predicted model, not a curated record. The transcript is spliced from 3 exons.